Molecule: messenger RNA, 2071 nt
Organism: Helicoverpa armigera (cotton bollworm)
Lineage: Eukaryota; Metazoa; Arthropoda; Insecta; Lepidoptera; Noctuidae
Gene: IntS11
Product: integrator complex subunit 11
Exons: 1
Coding region: 224-2011 (595 amino acids)
Biological process (GO): snRNA processing
Cellular component (GO): nucleus
Molecular function (GO): RNA endonuclease activity
Source: RefSeq, a predicted model, not a curated record
AUGUCAAGCGAGUUAGUGUCAAAGUUUGUGUUCUCCUGAGGUUACUUUUUGUAUUUGCUAAAUAAAUAAUUAACUAUUUCAAGGACUUCUUGAGGAAAAUAGUGUAAUAAACUAAUUUUGUUAUGAAUAUUAAGUUCAUAUGUCGAGAUUACUUUUAAACAUUCCAAUAAAGUAAGCGAAAAUUGAGAUUAUUAAUUUUAUAAGAGUGUGAUAAUAUUUCAUCAUGCCCGAUAUAAAGAUAACUCCGCUGGGAGCAGGGCAAGAUGUCGGCCGUAGCUGUAUACUGCUGUCUAUGGGAGGUAAAAACAUUAUGUUGGACUGUGGAAUGCACAUGGGUUAUAACGAUGAACGACGUUUUCCAGACUUCUCGUAUAUUGUGCCUGAAGGGCCGAUCACCAGUCAGAUAGACUGCGUCAUUAUCUCACAUUUCCAUCUUGACCACUGCGGAGCGCUACCCUACAUGUCCGAAAUGGUGGGUUACACAGGCCCUAUUUACAUGACCCAUCCCACAAAGGCUAUUGCACCUAUUCUACUUGAGGACAUGAGAAAAGUUGCUGUAGAGAGGAAAGGAGAAUCUAACUUCUUUACAUCUCAAAUGAUCAAAGACUGUAUAAAGAAGGUGACAGCAGUAACUCUGCACCAGUCGGUGAUGGUUGACAAUGAGCUGGAGAUUAAGGCAUACUAUGCUGGCCAUGUGCUAGGUGCUGCUAUGUUCUGGAUCCGAGUUGGUUCCCAGUCAGUUGUGUACACUGGUGACUACAACAUGACUCCUGACAGGCAUCUAGGAGCUGCAUGGAUAGAUAAAUGUAGACCAGAUCUACUAAUAACAGAAUCAACAUAUGCCACAACUAUCCGAGACUCCAAAAGAUGCAGAGAGAGAGAUUUCCUCAAGAAGGUACAUGAAUGUGUUGAAAAGGGUGGCAAGGUACUCAUACCUGUGUUUGCACUUGGAAGAGCUCAAGAACUUUGUAUUUUAUUGGAAACAUACUGGGAGAGAAUGAAUUUGAAAUACCCAGUUUACUUUGCACUGGGAUUAACAGAGAAAGCUAACAAUUAUUAUAAGAUGUUCAUAACCUGGACUAAUCAGAAGAUAAGAAAGACUUUUGUGCAAAGGAAUAUGUUUGAUUUUAAGCACAUUAAGCCUUUUGACAAGUCCUACAUUGACAACCCUGGCGCUAUGGUUGUGUUCGCCACCCCGGGCAUGUUGCAUGCAGGUUUGUCUCUCAACAUAUUCAAGAAAUGGGCUCCAUAUGAGCAGAACAUGGUUAUAAUGCCAGGUUUCUGUGUCCAAGGUACAGUAGGGCAUAAAAUCCUUAAUGGUGCUAAAAAGGUUGAGUUUGAGAACCGCCAAGUGGUUGAAGUCAAAAUGGCUGUAGAAUACAUGUCAUUCUCUGCCCAUGCUGAUGCUAAGGGAAUCAUGCAGUUGAUACAGUACUGUGAACCCAAGAAUGUGCUCUUGGUUCAUGGUGAGGCACAGAAAAUGGAAUUCUUGAAAGAUAAGAUUGAAAAGGAAUUCAAAAUUAAUUGUUACAUGCCUGCAAAUGGAGAAACUUGUACAAUCAACACUCCUACAAAGAUUCCUAUUGAUGUUUCUUUGAGACUGUUGAAGGCUGAGGCCGUGCGGUACAAUGCGCAACCUCCGGACCCCAAACGGCGGCGGGUCGUCAAUGGAAUCCUGUGUGUCAGGGACAACAGGCUGUCUCUCCUCGAUAUUGAUGAAAUGUGUGACGAAAUUGGUAUAAACCGACACAUAAUUAGGUUUACAAGUACAGUUCGCUUUGAAGACCCAGGUCCAGCCGUUAAGACUGCUGAGAAACUGAAGACAUUGCUGUCAGAGAAGUUGGAAGGUUGGACCAUCACAAUCUCGGAGGCUAACAUAUCUGUUGAAUCUGUACUUAUCAAAGUUGAGGGGGAAGAGGAUAGUACUAAGAAUAUCUAUGUCUCAUGGACUAACCAAGAUGAAGAUUUAGGUAGUUACAUAUUAGGAUUACUGCAAUCAAUGGUCCAAUAAUAAUAAAAAAUGAAUGGUUGUUUAUAUGUAAUUUUUAAUAAAUUAGCUGCAUUUUAAUAA